Molecule: messenger RNA, 3106 nt
Organism: Patella vulgata (common limpet)
Lineage: Eukaryota; Metazoa; Mollusca; Gastropoda; Patellidae
Product: phosphoribosylformylglycinamidine synthase
Exons: 19
Coding region: 125-3106 (993 amino acids)
Biological process (GO): 'de novo' IMP biosynthetic process
Molecular function (GO): phosphoribosylformylglycinamidine synthase activity
Source: RefSeq, a predicted model, not a curated record
AUACUUAUUACUGUUGUUUGACCCACGUGUCUGGCACCAUCCGAUGUUAUUGUACUGUCAUCUCAAUACGUGACUGUCAAUUAAAUGAUCUAUCUGGUGAAUACCGGUAUACAUUAAAACAAACAUGGGUCAGAUUAAAAAAUUCUUCAAGACACCAGGAAUAAGUUGUAGCACCAGGGAUAUACUGACAAGUAAACUUAACAGUUCCAGUGACAGCAGAGUUAUCAAAAUAUUACAAACUGAAUUAUGUUUUUAUGUCCAGUUUGAUGGGAAAGAUUUAGUAGAAGAAGAUGAAUUGACAUUAUCAUGGAUAUUAUCCACACCAUUUCAAGAAGACAAUUUUACUGCAGAAUCUCGGAUUAAAGAAAAUAAAAAUGAAAUAAUGGUAGAGAUAGGACCAAGGUUGAAUUUCUGCACACCUUUUUCUACCAACGCAGUUUCUAUUUGUCAUUCUGUUGGUCUAAAACACAUUAACAGAAUAGAAUACUCUACAAGAUAUCUAAUCUCUGUUCAUGAUGAUAAACCAGCUUCCAUUCAACAAAUUACUCAUAUUGUGGAUUUAUUACAUGACAGAAUGACACAGUGUCAUUACGCACGACCAUUAGAGAGUUUUGAACUACAGGUUAAGUCCGAUCCUGUAUUUGAAGUAGAUAUGAUGGAAAGAGGGAAAGUAGCGUUAGAAGAAGUCAACAAAGAGCUUGGACUGGCCUUUGAUGAUUGGGAUUUAGAUUAUUAUACUGACCUUUUUCUUACGAAGGUGAAACGAAAUCCAACCAGUGUUGAAUGUUUUGACUUGGCUCAGUCCAACAGUGAACAUAGUAGACAUUGGUUUUUUAAAGGACAAUUAAUAGUAGAUGGUGUAAAACAUGAUGCCUCUUUAUUUUCAUUAAUAAUGGAUACACAGAAUCACAGUAAUCCUAACAACAUCAUCAAAUUUAAUGACAACAGCAGUGGGAUAGUUGGCCAUACUGUUAAAGUUCUUGUACCAGAAUCUCCAGUAGCUCCAAGUCGUAUUCAAGUAAAAGAGAAUGGUAGCCGCCAUAUUAUAUUUACUGCUGAAACACAUAACUUUCCUACAGGUGUGGCACCAUUUCCUGGUGCUACAACUGGUACUGGAGGUAGGAUAAGGGAUGUACAUGCUACAGGUCGAGGCGCUCAUGUUUUAGCUGCUACUGCUGGUUAUAUGUUUGGUAAUCUCUCAAUACCAGGGUACAGGCAACCAUGGGAAGAUGAAUUAAAAUACCCAAAUAACUUUGCCUCACCACUAGAGAUAGCUGUAGAAGCAAGUAAUGGAGCGUCAGAUUAUGGAAAUAAGUUUGGUGAACCAGUUUUAGCAGGUUUUUCUCGAUCAUUUGGUCAAGUUUUAGCAAGUGGAGAAAGAAGAGAAUAUAUUAAACCUAUAAUGUUUAGUGCUGGAUUAGGAAUGUUAGAUGGUGAACAUAUUGUAAAAUCUAAACCAGAAAUUGGUAUGGAGGUAGUAAAAAUAGGCGGACCUGUAUAUCGUAUUGGUGUAGGUGGCGGUGCUGCAUCAUCAGUCAAAGUUCAAGGUGAUAAUAAAGCAGAACUUGAUUUUGGUGCUGUACAGAGGGGAGAUGCUGAAAUGGAACAGAAGUUAAAUAGAUUAAUACGAGGUUGUAUAGAAAUGUCGUCUGCUAAUCCUAUACAGAGUAUACAUGACCAGGGUGCAGGUGGAAAUGGAAAUGUUUUAAAAGAAAUAGUAGAACCUGUUGGGGCAGUAGUUAGAGUUGAAGACUUUCAAUUAGGUGAUCCAACACUCAGUAUAUUAGAAAUAUGGGGAGCUGAAUAUCAGGAGAGCGAUGCCAUUUUGGUAGAAAAGAAAGAUGGCGAUGUUUUACGUAAAUUAAGUCACAGAGAAAGAUGUCCAGCUAAUUUUGUUGGUACAGUGGAUGGCAGUGGAAGGAUGAAGCUGGAGGGUUUUAAAGAACAUAACAACAGUAAUGGUUUACCAAGUGCACGACUACCAUAUGAUUUAGAUUUAGAAUGUGUACUUGGUAAAAUGCCUAGAAAAGAAUUUAUUUUAAACAAUGUAAAGCCAGUAUUAAAAGACAUAGAUAUUCCAAAUACUGUCUCAGUAUUAGAUGCUUUAAAAAGAGUAUUAAGAUUACCGUCUGUAGCCAGCAAACGGUAUCUUACAAACAAGGUUGAUAGAUCAGUAACUGGUUUAGUAGCACAACAACAAUGUGUUGGACCAUUACAUACACCAUUAGCAGACGUAGCUGUUACAGCUUCUUCUUAUUUUGAUAAAGUAGGAGCAGCUACAGCUAUUGGUGAACAACCAAUCAAGGGACUGGUUAAUCAAGCUGCUGGUGCUAGAAUGUCUGUAGCAGAAGCCAUUACAAAUCUAAUGUUUGCUAGAGUUACAGAUUUAAAGGAUGUAAAAUGUAGUGGCAAUUGGAUGUGGGCAGCGAAACUAGCAGGUGAAGGUGCAGCGUUAUAUACAGCUUGUCAAGCUAUGUGUGAUGUCAUGAAGAAUCUGGGUAUAGCUGUUGAUGGAGGGAAAGAUUCAUUAAGUAUGGCUGCCAGAGUUGAUGAUGAAACUGUGAAAGCUCCAGGUACAUUAGUAAUCUCAGUAUAUGCACCAUGUCCGGAUAUAACAGCUACAGUAACACCUGAUCUUAAACUACCUAAUAAUACAGGUUGUUUAUUAUAUAUAAAGUUAAGUAAAGAUAAAUAUAGACUAGGUGGUACAGCAUUAGCACAAUGUUAUAAACAAAUAGGUAAUAUAACACCUGAUCUAGAUAUACCACAAGAACUAGUUGUUAUGUUUAAUAUAACACAAUCACUUCUUAAAGAUAGAUUGUUAACUGCUGGACAUGAUGUUAGUGAUGGUGGUCUGGUAACAUGUUUAUUAGAGAUGGCAUUUGCUGGCAACUGUGGUUUAAAUGUUAACCUCACAGUGCCAAAUAAAAAUGAGAGUAAUCUAGCUGUAUUAUUUGCUGAAGAAGUGGGAAUAGUAUUAGAAGUUAAACAUGAAGAUAGUCAAGAGAUAAUGAAUAGAUUUUCAGCUAGUAAUAUUGUGUGUACAAAUAUAGGUUCUUCUAUACCAAAUAAACAGGUGGGAAGAUUUUACUACAUUUUUCUGUAG